Pseudovirgaria hyperparasitica is the source of this 1551-nucleotide messenger RNA. RefSeq names its product MFS general substrate transporter. Gene Ontology annotation, molecular function: transmembrane transporter activity. The record is from RefSeq and is a predicted model, not a curated record. Gene Ontology annotation, biological process: transmembrane transport. NCBI's taxonomy places the organism in Eukaryota, Fungi, Ascomycota, Dothideomycetes, Acrospermales, Acrospermaceae. The transcript is spliced from 2 exons. The coding region runs from base 1 to 1551 and encodes 516 amino acids.
AUGUCAGACGAGCUACCUCUAGACCUUGAACAGCUUAGCGAAAAGUCUGGCUACAUACUUGAUGAAGAGGUGCUACGACAAACACAUAGCAUCAGUCCAGAUGUAGAAAUCAAGAAAUCGUCGAAUGGACUAGUCCUGAUUCCACAACCGACAGACUCACCACGGGAUCCGCUCAACUGGCCAAGACAGAAAAAGAUGACAAUUUUAUUCAUGCUUGGAUGUUGCGCAUUCACUGCGGACUAUUCAGCAGCUACGGGAGCUUCAGCGUUAAUUCCACAGGCCGAAGAAUGGAAUAUCACGCCUGAUACUGUUAAUCAUGCGACCGCUGGGAAUACAUUCAUGCUUGGUGCUGGUGGUGUGGUCGCCGUAUGGCUCAGCUACUACCUGGGACGUGUCCCCGUGCUACUUUACUUCUCUUUACUUUCAGCUGCCACGGCGGUAUGGUCGGCGAAUGCUCAAAGUUUCGAGUCCUACAUGGCUUCUAGAAUCCUCAAUGGCUUUUUCGCUGUUGCAGCAGCAGCAGGUGGUCUCAUGAUCAUCAAUGACAUUUUUUACUUUCAUGAGCGGGCUAGGAUGAUCAAUCUCUGGUCAACGAUGCUCAUCCUGUCCCCUUUCCUCGGGCCAUGCUUCAUGGCGGCCAUUGUUGACACGCACAGCUGGAGAGACGGUAUGUGGCUUAACUUUGCAAUCAUCUCAGGAACCCUAGUGGCAGUAGUUCUAAUCGGCGACGAGUCCUACUAUCCUCGCUCUGUCCCCAUACACAGCAUUCCAAACAUUCAAGGAGACUCCCGAUAUAUGCGACUAUUAGGUGUCAGCCAAGUACGCACCAGGUACACGUCAACAUCUCUCAUGGGCGCAGCUAUUCGCCCUAUGAGAACGAUCUUGAAACCACCAGUGAUCAUAAUCUGCUUGUAUUACUUCUUUGACUUCGGUUGGACCAUCGCAAACAACACCACUAUCUCUGUUUUUGCAAUUCCAGGCUACAACCUACGCCCCAGCGGUCUGGCAGCGCUCUACGUCGCGCCAAUAGUCGGCGCCAUCAUCGGUAUGGCAUCUGGCCAUUUCCUCUUUGAUAUCACUGGCAAGCUAUAUGCGAAGCGUAAUGGUGGACGCCUCGAGCCCGAGUCUCGCCUGUUGCCUCUUUGGCUUGUCCUGCCGACUAAGAUUAUUGGAUACAACCUCAUCGGCUCUGCUCUAGAGCAUCGCUGGAAUAUCUAUGUGCUUGCCGUGGGUUGGGGUCUGCAUAAUUUCUCAACGAUCUUCACCACGUCUGCAGUGUCAGCGUAUGUCGCGGAUGCGUAUCCAGCCGUAUCCGGGGAGUCGGCUGCGUGGCUAAAUUUUGCACGAGCACUCGGUGGGUUUAUCGUUGGGUAUGUGCAGAUCUCGUGGGCGGAGAGUUCAGGAACUCAAGUGGAGUAUGGUAUUCAGAGCGCGAUAAUGGGAGCUGCCUUUGUGUUUUUUGUCGUUCCGUUGCAGAUCUGGGGGAGGACAUUGAGGCAUAGGUUCGGACCGGUGAAGCUGGAGCAUGAAGUGCACAGGCAAAAUAAUUGA